ACCCCCUCGAUUUAGACCCACCUAGCCGAUCCGAUGGCAGACCCGGCCGAUUCUGGACAGGAUCGCAAGCGACCCCGGCUGGAGGAGGAGCAGCAGGAGCUCAAGGUGGCCGGCUUCUCGCUGAGCGCCAUCGAGGAGAUGCGGCAGACGCGGGACAACGAGCUCCAGAACGAGCCCAUGGACCAGCAGCUCCGCCAGUUCCAAGUGCUCGACGAAGUCGGCUCCGGCAGCGACGAGGAUGAUGACUCAGACGACGCCAGCGAGCAGCAGGGCGGCAGGUACGGCGAGGGAGGCGACGAGGAGGAGGAGGCGGCGGAUGGCGACGGCGAGGAAUACGAUUCCUCGGAAUUCGACGACGAGGAGAUCGAGAAUCUGCUCGACGAGAAGCUGCCGGACGAGCUGCGCGAGUCCAAGCAGCCCAAGUACGAGCAGCGAUUCAAGACUGUUUUAGAGGAGAAGCGCCUGAACCACUUUGAGGUGCUGCCCGAGGGCUGGGUGCAGGUGACCCACAACAGCGGCAUGCCGCUCUUCCUACACCGCAAGACCCGCGUCUGCUGCGCCUCGAGGCCCUACUUUCUGGGCACCGGAAGUGCCCGCAAGCAUGCCGUGCCCUUGGGAGCAGUUCCCUGCCUCAACUACCGGCGGGCUCUGGAAGAGGAGUCAUCGGAGCAGUCUCCUCCAGCAGCAGUGGCUGUUUGUCCCAUAACAGGAGCAGAUCCACCCGCAGAACCAAUGGAUGUGGAGGGCAAGGAGAACAACGAGGCCCAGCAAGAGGGAUUGACCGCCCUAAUGCCAGCUGCUAAAAUAGUCACCGUAAACGAGAACACCCAAAAGGAGUCCAUAACUCCAGAGCAACUGAACUCCUACUGCCAAAAGCUGUUCAAAUUCAAGGUUAUCCGGGUGCUGCGCUUCCGCAGCUGGAAUGCCCGACGCAAGUUCACCAAGAACCGCAAGCACAUCAAGAACAUCCAGCGGCCCACGCUGCCCGACGGCACCAAGCUCAUCAAGUUCCCCAUUCUGGCGGCCGCCGGCGAGGGAUCAGCGAAUACGCGAGGUCGCAAGGAGUGGAUCAUGAACCCGAACGGCAAGAGCUUCGUGUGCAUCCUGCACGAGUAUGUGCAGCACGCGCUGAAGACGCAGCCCACCUACGAGUUCAAGGAGCUGCAAAAUGCAGCCACUCCCUACUCGGCCACCGUAUCGGUGAACAAUCUCAAAUACGGAACGGGCUAUGGCACCAGCAAGAAGCAGGCCAAGUCCGAUGCGGCGCGCGAGACGCUGGAGAUACUCAUUCCCGAUGUCAAGGACAAGAUAACGGGCAACAACAAGGACCAAAAGAGCGGCACCGCCAAGAAGACAACGAGCGAUCUGUCUGUUUUCGAUGACAUCCGCAUUGAAGACCCUCGCGUCACCGAGUUUUGCAACAAGACGACGGAGCCCUCUCCCAAUGCCAUUCUGCUCACCUGCUUGCAGCGCAACUAUGGCAGCGAUGUGCAGAUCAACCAGGAGAUCAAUCGCACGGCCAACAACAAGAACGAGUUCACCAUGACUGUGGGCAAGCACACGGCCAAAGUGGUGUGCAAAAACAAGCGGGAGGGCAAGCAACUGGCUUCGCAAGCCAUUCUCCAGAUCCUGCAUCCGCACAUCCAGACGUGGGGUUCUUUACUCCGCCUGUAUGGCAACAACUCCAUAAAGACCUUCAAGGAGAAGAAGCUGGAGGAGCAGGAGAUCACCGUGCUGCAGAGCAAGGCGGCUGUGAACCAGCCCAACUAUGCCAUUCUGGACAAACUCAAGACCGAGAUGCUCAAGCUGUGCGCCAAGCAGGAGAGCGUCCUCACCAUGGGCACCUUUGUGCCGCCCAGCGACGUCGAUCUGCCCACUUCCUCCGGUUCGAAUCUGAAUAACGUCGAACUCUGAUUGGCGGACGACACACCAUCUCUCUUACCAACUCCGAUUCUCUAGAAGUGCAUGACAAGCGGUCCAUCUCCAAAUUCGAAAUGCUUACGACAACAACGACACGUUCUCUAGACACACGAACUGAUUCCAAAUCGGCCUUAAUCAUCGAAGCAAUAGUAGCGAGCCAAUCCCUGAACUGGCCAAUUAUGAACAAUUACUCUCAUCAAGUGGCUUUAGC
Molecule: messenger RNA, 2131 nt
Organism: Drosophila takahashii
Lineage: Eukaryota; Metazoa; Arthropoda; Insecta; Diptera; Drosophilidae
Gene: pasha
Product: partner of drosha
Biological process (GO): primary miRNA processing
Cellular component (GO): microprocessor complex
Molecular function (GO): heme binding; double-stranded RNA binding; identical protein binding
Source: RefSeq, a predicted model, not a curated record